AUGAAUGCUAAAGGUUUAAUUACCCUGAGUGAGAUAUCAUUUCAUUUGCUGAAAUAUGGUAUGCAAGAGAUGUACACAACAUGGCGCUUUCAUGGGGAAAGUUUUGAAGCAGCACGUAACACUACAACUGAAUAUAUAGACGAUAAUGAUGUCACAGCAGUUUUGAAUGAGAGUAUUACAGAAGAUGUGGAUGAAAAUGUUAGGGCAGGGAUGGAUGAGAAUGGAGAAGCAGGUGUUGAUGAGAAUGCAGAAGCAGGUGUUGAUGUGAAUGUUGGAACCAGCAGGUGUUAUCAGAAAAAGAAGUCAGCAGCUGAGCAGGCAAGAGAACCAUUAUAUCCUUCAUAUCCUAAAGGAAAGUCAGCAAUGUACGUUGCGAUUAUGGUGAACAACAUAAAGACUCAGUUUGGAAUUGCAGACAACGGUGUUACAGCAAUGUUAGAGUUGAUGAAAGAGUUGCUUCCCGAAGGUAACACCCUUCCAUCCAAGUUUCUAUAUAUGAAGAAGAUUAUUAAAGAGCUGGGGAUGGAUUAUGUCACUUAUGAUGCUUGUAUAAACGACUGUGUACUUUAUUGGAAGGAUAAUAGUUCAUUAGUGAAAUGUCCGGCUGAAAUACUUUACAGUAUAUCAUGGAUAGCAGAGGCGAUGAUUUGGCAUUCUAGAGCACAAAAAGAUGUCAAUAUAAUGCGUCAUCCGGUUGAUUCUACAGCUUGGCGGUGUACGGAUAAAUUUUGUCCUGAAUUUGCUAAGGAAGCACGGAAUGUUACUCUUUGGAUAGCAACUGAUGGCUUCAACCCAAAUGGAUGUUUUGGUCUCAAUUACAGCUGUUGGCUGGUGAUACUGUGUCCGUACAACCUUCCACCUUCAAUGUGUAUGAAGCGCAAAUUCUCCAUGUUAUGUUUGUUGAUAUCAGUCCCAAGAGCACCAGGUAAAGACAUUGAUGUGUACUUACAACCAUUGAUAGAGGAGUUGAAAGAGUUAUGGAAUAAUAGUGUUAUGACAUUCGACAGCUUCACAAAGUCUGAAUUUAUGUUGAAGGAAAGGUUUUUAUGGGCAAUUCAUGAUUUUCCGGCAUUAGGGACUCUGUCCAGAUGUGUGACUCAUGGAUAUUAUGCGUGUCCUACCUGUGGUGAAGAAACAGUUUCUGAGUGGCUGCCGUAUAGUAAGAAAAUAUGUUAUAUGGGACAUCGAAGAUGGCUGCCAUCCAAACACAAGUAA
Messenger RNA from Papaver somniferum (opium poppy), 1215 nucleotides. RefSeq lists its product as uncharacterized. Lineage: Eukaryota; Viridiplantae; Streptophyta; Magnoliopsida; Ranunculales; Papaveraceae. The transcript has 2 exons. Bases 1 to 1215 code for a protein of 404 amino acids. The record is from RefSeq and is a predicted model, not a curated record.